Molecule: messenger RNA, 1941 nt
Organism: Penicillium expansum
Lineage: Eukaryota; Fungi; Ascomycota; Eurotiomycetes; Eurotiales; Aspergillaceae
Exons: 2
Coding region: 1-1941 (646 amino acids)
Source: RefSeq, a predicted model, not a curated record
AUGGCUUUUGUUGCGGAUCAAUUCUUCUCUGAUAUGGAUGCGACAAAUCUCAAUGAAUGGGUUGACUUCGAUCAAUUCCUCGAUCUCCCUUCAGGCUACGACGACCAGUCGACUGCCACCACUGUCUCACCUCAGGACCUGGCUCUGCCUUAUGAGGCAGAUGGGAUGUUCAACUCGCCGUCUAAUUUCAUGGAAUCCUCCUUCGAUAUGAUCAAUUAUGAUCUCCCACAACAAGAUUUUAUGGGAAUGAAUGGAGGUUUCAUGCAGGACCCGGCUGCUCCUUUGUUCGAUGGUGCUGCGUUCUUGGGAUACAACCCAUACGACAGCAACAACACAUUCCGGAACCUGGUUGAGGCACAGGCUGCCGCCGACCCGCGAGUUGCUACUAUCAAGGAGAAGCGCCGUGAGGCAGCGAUAGCGCUGCACCUGCAGCGGCUUUGUGAUGCGACUGCUCUUGACUUGGAUAUGUCCUCAGACUCCAACACCAGCUUCUCAUCACCAAGCUGGUCAGAAUACGUUCGCGGGAGCAUCUCUCCGCGUCCUAGCCUAGAGAACACGUCUAUCUCCGAGGCACCUCCUCCAGGGGGCAUGGAGAUGGUUCUCGACUUGAACAUGAACGCCGCAGCCAAUGUGCCAAAGAAACAAAAGCCUCGCUCUCAGGCACAGAAGGAGAACUACAUCAAGGCUCGGAAGUACGGUGCUUGUGAGAAGCACAAGAAGCAGCACAAGCGAUGCAACUGCCUGGAGAAGGCUGCUGCUCGUGCCGCUGCCAGCGAUGUUCCGAUGAAUGCCGCACCCCAACAAAGGUCGAACCAACCGAUGCUCCAAGUUCCCAUCCCAGAGGCGCGUUACUCGGACUCGCCGGGUCAAGACACAUCAUUCAACUCACCUCAAGCGCUUCAAACCAUCCAGGCGAUCAGGAAACCAACACGCAGCUCAUCUGGGAUCGACCCAUCAGUGGGAUUGCCUGUUGUGGUACCAAUCGCCAAGCAGAUUAUCCGGACGAAUACUCGAAAAAGUACGCCGCCAGGACACGACAUUAUUCUACUAUCUGGCGAGCCAGAUUCCAAGAGCAUGUCGAAUCAAAACAACGUUCUACCGUCCAACAGAAACACCGCGAAGGCUCAGGCUGCAGGGCACAGCGCACUCCAAUCUGGCCAGAACAUCGCAAACAACUCAUCCGCGGGACACGAGAAACUCUACACACAAGAGAGGAUCUCAAAGAACGCAGGAAAUGGACAACCCCACGAUACAUGCAGUUCCAGUACAUCUCGGCCGGUUCACGCAGCUAGGCUGCCAAAUGGCAGCUCGAGCUUGCGCUGGCGCGCUUCGACCUCGUCGGUUGAUGUUGUAUGUUCAGAGAGGACGGACGUCCAGGUGACAUCCUCCGCUAACCAUCCAACUACCGGCGUCUGUCGCUCUUCGGGUCUGGAUAUGCAGCGAACAAGGUCUACCCGCACCAUGGAAAUGUUCCUGGUGCCAGGUACUGUUGCUGGAAACCUUGGAAUGCGCCAUUCCACGUCGCUCACGCGCAACUCUGGAAUCCAGGUGCCUGGGCCAGAUCACAGGAGAGUCUCAGAAGGACUUUCCAAGCAACUCGCAAUACUCUCUGGCUUGCAGUCGGUACCAAAGGAUCUACUGGUCUCACCGGCUCGGCGUGGAUCACCAGAUAUCUCUAGAAACGAAUUACCGGAUAACCUCGAGAAUCGGCCACUGCCCAUCAGCAGAAAAGGUCCCCUUGUUCCUCCCGUUGUUGAAAGCGUUGGCUGCCUGGUUUCCAGUGCUGCCUUGGCAUUUGCUGGUGCCUGGCAAUCAUCAUUGUCUCUGGCGUCUGAAUCUGAGGGCGUGGUCUACAAAUGUCUGUCUCUGUUCGGCCGACACAUCGUGUCUGUGAGGAAGGGCUUAUAUAUAGGCGGACUGCGGAACGCUUGGUGUCUAUGA